AUGAAUGCCCCCGGAUCCGUCAUUCUUGACUACACCCUCCACGACCUAUACGCCAUAGACAAUGAGGGCGAAGAAAUAUCACUUGUCUACGCCUAUGCGCCACCCCCCAACACCCAACCCACGUCUUCUACACCAGCUCUCACCAGAUACCCCGUCCAGGCACCAUUAUGUCCGGCCCAUGGCAAAGAAGAGCUAGCGCAGAUUCUCUUUCAUGCUACUGCACAGCGCUUCGGCUUCUUCUCUGGUCCGAUGCGUAUCAUCGUCUUUGACCUCGACCUCGACCUCGACCCUGACCAUGGCCAUGCCACCACCAUCCCCCGUCACCAUAGCGAUAUACUCGAAGUAUUUAAUCAAUUGCCACCCCAUCAACGGCCUCUCCCUAUAUACACCCGCCAUCCGCAAGACCUCGUCCUGAGCCCUAAAUCACGGCUCGCCGUCACAGUCCCGCUCGACUGGCUCACCCAUCUCCCACACACCAUCGACCCCAGUGCGCACUAUAACCUCCUCUCCAAACGCGGACUUGCAGAGUCGGGGCUGCCGACACCCAGAACCAUCGUCAUCGACACCGUGCUCUCCCCCAGUCAUCCAUUUACUGACCGCGACCUCCAUGAAGAAAUCACUCGCAUGACACAGCCAAUCCGCGACCACGGCCUACCGUUUAUCCUCAAAGUCCCUCGCGUGACAAGUAUAGGUCAAAACACGUUUAUUAUACGCACCAAAAGCGACCAAACGGCAGUAGAUACACUAUUCCGUGACGAGGUAAAAUCCAUGCUCCUUGAAUUGACACCAUCGAACGAGCACCUUCGCCCCUGUAACUUGAUUCUCCAGGAGAUGGUGACCGGCGACACCGUCGGGCUCACGUUCUUCGUCACGAAAACCGGACGGGCACUCUUCAAUUGCUGUACCAGACAGGAAGUCGACGAUGCGUACCGCUGGUCCGGCGGGUUCAUUUCAUAUAAUGAGCAAUCCGCGCUGGAAAGCCACUACCGAAGGACAAUCAACACCGUGGCACAGUUUCUCCACGACAAGGGUUACUUCGGACCUGCUAGCGUGGACGUCAUGACAGAUGAGAACGGGACUCAACUGGUGGUUGAUCUGAAUGUGCGUAUCACCGGGACUUAUCACUUGGGCGCGCGUUGCGGGGGCAUUUUACUCGGCGUGGGUUCGUCGAGGCUGCAGCCCUGGCGAAUCGGCGAUUGA
Molecule: messenger RNA, 1200 nt
Organism: Aspergillus viridinutans
Lineage: Eukaryota; Fungi; Ascomycota; Eurotiomycetes; Eurotiales; Aspergillaceae
Exons: 1
Coding region: 1-1200 (399 amino acids)
Molecular function (GO): metal ion binding; ATP binding
Source: RefSeq, a predicted model, not a curated record